Molecule: messenger RNA, 6264 nt
Organism: Aspergillus wentii DTO 134E9
Lineage: Eukaryota; Fungi; Ascomycota; Eurotiomycetes; Eurotiales; Aspergillaceae
Product: guanine nucleotide exchange factor DCK1
Exons: 2
Coding region: 1-6264 (2087 amino acids)
Biological process (GO): small GTPase-mediated signal transduction
Cellular component (GO): plasma membrane; cytoplasm
Molecular function (GO): guanyl-nucleotide exchange factor activity; small GTPase binding
Source: RefSeq, a predicted model, not a curated record
AUGCCCUGGCGGCCUCUGCCUCGCAUCGCUUUCGCCGUUGCUAUCUACCCUUUCCAGCCCUCGACCCCAGCCGACCUACCUCUGGAGCUUGGUGAUGAACUGUACAUAAUUGAACAGGGAGGGGCCCGUGGAGAAUGGUGCCGUGGUUACUUGGUCGCGCCGCCCUCGUUGCUGGCCGGCCUGACCAGCACCAAGGGUCAAACCCUCGAGGCGAGAGUUUUCUCGGGUAUCUUCCCCCGCAACUGUGUCGAGAUUCGGGAAGUGCUAGGUGAUGCAGAUGGGAACAAGGCGCUACUCAAUGGAGACAAUCGGAGCAGCACCGGCCACCUGGACGAUGACGAUCAGGCAAGUCCCCGCUCCGCCACGACCUGGAAGUCGACCUCGAUUCCUCCUACCCCCAGUACCGCGUUGCCUCCCCGCGACCCCGAUGCACCAAAACCGGCCGCGCCCGUUCCCAUGCUCAAGAUCGGUGACGAGACACCGACUUCGGUUUCGGAGCCCCUGGUAGACGAAAUUGCCUCUUGUCUACGCGAAUGGCACUCGACGAACCUUCAUGAACUGUUACUGAAUCGACAAUACAAUGUGGUGGAGGAGAUGUCGACUAUCGUUUUGGAACUCGACUUUGCUAGGCGACAGCUUCUGCACAAUGUAUUGACCGGGCAGGAGAAGGAAGCUCUACGUAAUGAAGUGGUUUGGAAGCUGGUUCGAGGGAACAAAAUGCUGGGCGGGGAGGUCAUUGUCCGGGAUCCUCAUCAAAAGGGUCGUCUUUUGACGGGUGAGGAUUCCGCCAUUCAGUUGGCCAAGCUUCAAUCCGAGAUGAGCAUGCUGGAGGGAAGUCCCUCGCAGCAGUCAGAUACAGCAGCACUUCAUAAUCUACUGCUGGAUGUCAAUGCCGUUUCUGGCAACUUUCCUGGCCCGGUGAUUCUAGCUAUGCAUUUGUGCUCGAAAUCCGAUACCGGUGCCCUCAAACCCCUAUCUGAGACCUAUAUCCUCGACAUUCCGUCACCGGAGAAGUUUGCCAGCAUGGGACAGAGCAGCAAAUUAAAGACGCUCUUCACAGAACUAUGCGCCACAGACAUUGGUGAUGGUUCUGCGAAUGGCUCCCUGUACCUGGUGGUUGCAGUCCGCGCGCCCGAGAGCGCUUCCAGUAAUGCCGCUUCUUCCCAACCAAGAGCAUCGCUCUCAAGGGAAAGUUCGUCCGCGAAUAGAUCGCCUCCGCCGGCCAGUAAUUCUGGCAAAAAUUUGAAGACGCGACGGAGCAUGAUUUGGACAUCCAAGCCACGACCUAUUCAAAGCCCUGAGAUUGUCAAAGAGCCACCCAAAGCCCCCCCACCUCAGUCUGCUGGUAGCUCAUCCAGCAGCAAGGUUAAAAAUGAUAACCAACCAGCAAAGGAAACAACAGUCAUGCGCACAAUAGGUGUUGGCGUUCUCGAAGUCUCACAGAUCCUCCGACAAGAGAAGGAUGUUGAGCAAGUUAUUAAUAUUUGGUCUCCCCCUGGGGAGGGUGAAGAAGGAGAUGGACUUACAGAUGGGUUCGAUGGAUUGAUUCGCACUCUGCUUCCCAGUCCUACCGGGAGGUACAUAAGAUCUCCACGCGCAGCUCGACUGCAUCUCCAUUUACAUCCUUUCGUGUCCUCUGACUCUGACGCUCUGGUCCGGAAGAAUCCUACCAUCAUGCACAAUGUCGUUCAGACCAAGAGAAUUGGCUUUUCUCAGGCUCCUACUAAACCAAGAUCCGAUAUCUACGUUACCGUCUCCCACGCCAUCUUUCCUCCUGAGGCCCUUUUGUCCCAUCCUCAAGCGGGCCAGGUCCCUGUUCCGGUGAACAUGAGUCUUCGGAAUUUGCAGUUGACUCUGGAAGUUCGGACCUCCUCCGGAGCACGGGUUGAUAAAUGCAUCUUUCCCUCAUCCAACAAUACGGCACAGACGGCAUGGCGCACAACAAUCACUGGACGAGGCUCGCCUUGGGGCCAGACGAUCCGGCUCAACAUUCCCACCGAAGACAUACCAGGGUCCCAUCUGAUCAUGAGUAUCGCAGAUGCUCCCGAGUUUCCAUUUUCUCUUGCUUGGAUGCCAUUGUGGGACAAUCAAGCCUUUAUGCGGGAUGGGUCUCAUUCCUUACUCCUGCAUGCGUACGACAAGUGUACCUCAAACAUUGAGAAUGGAAAAGGUGCCUAUCUAUCUCUCCCAUGGAGCUCUCUCGGCAAGAAUGAGUCUACAAAGGAUGAAGCGGUUACUGGGCCUUUGGCUACCCUGCAUCUGGAAACUUAUCUCUGCAGCACUGAAUACUCUCAGGAUCAAGUGAUCUUGGGCUUGUUGAAUUGGAAAGAACGGCCUGUCAAUGAAGUGCUGGACACUCUGAAGAGGGUUUUGUUUGUGCCUGAAAUCGAGAUAGUCAAGCAAGUCAGCAGUGUCUUUGAUGCUCUCUUUGGAAUAUUGGUUGAGAACGCUGGGAACGAGGAGUAUGAGGAUUUGAUUUUCAACAACCUGGUUACAGUUCUUGGUAUCGUCCAUGAUCGCCGGUUCAAUCUUGGACCGCUGGUCGAUAAUUACGCCGAUAAUCAAUUCAAUUUCCCCUUCGCCACUCCUUGUCUCAUCCGAAGCUACCUGCGACUUCUUCAAGGUAGUUCCGAUGUCCAGCAAGCUCGAAGCCUCCGUGCCACAUUCAAAGUGGGCCGACAUGUUCUCAAAUUCAUCAUCAAUGCCAGGCAACAGCAGCAGGCCAAGGAGGAAGGUAUCGGAAUCACCAAGGUCAAGUCCACUUUCAACCGGGACAUGCAUACGAUAUUCAAAUCGCUGGAAGCCUUGAUGAAGAACACUUCGCCAGCCAUGAUUGGAAGCAAGACCCUAGUUGUCCAACAUUUCCAUACAUGGCUCCCUGAGUUUGCAAAGGUGCUUGGCAAGGAUGAAAUGAUUAUGGUUGCUCUCAGUUUCAUGGACUCUUGCAAAGAUGUUACGGGCAUGCUCGUUCUUUACAAGUUGGUUCUGAUUCAACACUACACGCAGCUUGAGAUGUUUACGUCCGGCUCGGAAAGACGCAGUUUAAUCUCCAGCUGUAUCAGCUGGCUAUCACCUUACUGGGGCGCUACUGCAGAUGUAUCCGACCAGUAUCGUGACCAAGUUCGACUGAGCUGCGCGAUCGUCGCCCAGUUGUUGAUUCAACCUGAUCCAUUGCUGUACGAGUUCAUGCCAAAGAUUUUUGCGUCAUAUUGUGCCAUCAUACCAGACGGUGUAGAUGAUACCGACUAUCUUUCGCUGCUCUUUAGCAAAUCCUUCCCUUUUCAGGUGAGGGCGUCCAAGAACAAACAAAAAUUCGAUGAAGCCCUGGUAGAACUAUCCGCGAUCAUGGCCGCGACAGCCAUGAUUCCCAACCCUAAGCGACUGAAACUGAAGGACCUGGAUCUGGCCACUUUCAUCUCGCAAGGCUUCGAGACCCACAACUCGAUUCUGAACUGCGAGCCAUACCCCGAGAACUGGCUCAGUGUAAAUGUUUAUAAUCACCGUGCUAUCGUCAAGAGUCUCGAGUACCUUUCCUCGAUGAUGAUCAAGAAAUUCCUCCCGGCGCCAGACGAUGCGGAUUCUUUCGACACAAGAUUAUGGGAAACUUUCUUCAUGACUCUGCUCAAGGUCGUGUCAAGUGAUGCUCUUGCUCUUGAGACUUUCCCGGAACAGAAGCGUCGCGCGGUUUGGAAGAUUGCUGGCGAUGUUCGUGAGCAGGGUGCGGAACUAUUGCAAACCAGCUGGGAAGCUAUCGGUUGGGAGACCACUGGAGAUGAAAGAGAGCGGUAUGGCCUGAGAAAACUUGGCGGUUACCAGGUUCAAUACGUCCCUGGCCUUGUGGCUCCUAUUAUUGAGCUUUGUCUCAGCGUCCAUGAAGGUCUGAGACACGUUGCGGUCGAGAUCCUGCGCACCAUGAUCCUAAGCGAAUGGGACCUUAACCAGGAUCUUUCCAUCAUCGAGACAGAAAUCAUUUCCAGCCUGGACGGACUCUUCAAGACCAAACAUAUGAAUGAGAGCAUCAUCCAAAAACUUUUCGUCGGCGAGUUGCUUGACUAUUUCGAGGAUUCCUCGAGCGUCGACGAAGGUCUGUCCAAUGCGGUCAAAGCUCUGAUUGCGACCGUCGACGAACUGCUCGACCUUUUCGUGGCCUCACAGAGUGGCUCUAUGACGGAAAGUUUGCAUACUCUCAGGCUGAUGGAGUACAUGAAAGAUAUGGGCAGAGAAGACAUCUUCAUUCGUUAUGUCCACGAACUUGCCAAGGUUCAGGCUGAGGCUGGCAACUUCACGGAAGCCGGCCUUGCCCUCCAAUUCCACGCCGACUUGUACGAUUGGGAUCUCUCCGACAAUGUUCCGGAACUUCUGAACCCUGCCUUCCCUGAACAAAGCUCUUUUGACCGGAAGGAAUCGUUGUAUUUUGCGAUCAUCCAGCACUUCGAAGAUGCCAAGGCCUGGGCCCAUGCUCUUGUCUGCUACAAGGAGCUUGCACUGCAAUAUGAGGGCAUGCUGAUGGAUUUCUCCAAGCUCUCGAGGGCUCAAAGCUCCAUAGCUAAGAUCUACGAUGCUAUUGCCAAGGAGGAAAAGCAGUUCCCCCGGUACUUCCGUGUUGUGUACAAAGGACUCGGCUUCCCUCCCACCUUGCGGGACAAGGAAUUCAUCUUCGAAUGCUCGCCGUCGGAGCGUAUGGCGUCUUUCAUUGAUCGGAUGCAGAGAGAAAAUCCUGCUGCGCAGGUUGUCUCUAGUGAAAUCCGCGAUUAUGAAGGCCAAUUCCUCCAUAUUAGCCCCGUUAGCGCUCAUCGGGAUAUGAUGCAUCCAGUCUAUCAGCGGUCCAAGGUUCCACAGUCCGUAAGAGAACAUAUGCUGAUCUCUGAACCUUGUCGUUUCUCGUCCACACUGAAGAGACAUAUUGGCAGCUCAGAUGUUCAAGAACAAUGGGUAGAGAAGGCAGUGUUCACUACUGCAGACCCCUUCCCGAACAUUCUCCGCAGAAGUGAAAUUGUCAGUGUCGAGGAAAUCUCCUUGACACCCUUGCAAACAGCACUCGAGCGGACUUGGCGCAAGACUCAGGAACUGCAGCUGCUGCAUAGACGAGCAGCUUCUGGUGAAGAUCCAAGCUUGUCGAAUUUGACGGAAGCUCUGGAGCAGUUGCUCGAGCUCAACUCUUCUUCAUCUAGUUGCGUGGCUCUGUAUCGUCGAUUCCUGUCGGACUCGGAUGAAAAGCAGACAGAGCUCAAUGAAGAUGAAGAGGAAGACGAAGGGCUCGUUGAAGAUAUACCAAAGCCGAUCGACCCUAUGGAGAAUGCCUUGGCAGUGGCUCUCAUUGACCAUGCGCUUGCAAUCAAACAAGCGUUGGCACUCUUUGGCCGUCCCUCACACCAAGCUACCCAGAGCGAGCUGAUGCGUCGCUUUGAGGAUGCUUUCUCUGUGGAAUUGGCUUCUCUCACUCCGUCAACUUUCGAGGCACCUCUUCAGCUUCAGCGUCAUUCCCCGAGUUCUUUUGAGAUUCGUCAACAACAUGCGCAGGCACGGUCUACCAGCCCCGAACAGGAGUUGAUUCGUUCUACUCGACCCGUGCACAAUCGCAAACACUCGAAAAAGCAGUCUGUCAGCCAUCGUAUCAGCGUCAUGAAUCCUUUCAAGCGCUCCCACCACGCAUCCAGUUCGGUCGCCACGGUACAAGCAUUGGCUGAUACGAGGCAGCAGCUGGAAGGGAAGACCAACGGCACUUCAGAAAAUGGCCACGCGAGGGGGGAUGACGGCGACGAUGCUGCCACCAUUCACAGUCGGAACACCAGUGUUUCGCGGUUCUCACGAGAUACCAACCACAAACGUCGCAGUAUCUUUGGUGACAAGUCACAACACAAGCAAGGGUCUUCGUUGUCGAUUGUUCCCGGUGCCUCUACUGAAGAGUUCCAUGUACACAAGAAGCAACCUUCUCGAAGCGCUUCUCGAGACACGAACACUAAAUCGCAUGAUGGCCGCAGUCGCUCUGGUUCCCAGCUUACCGGGCAUGAAAGAGCGAGUCAGAAGGGUGGCUGGUCUGCGAUGCCUUCAGUGAAAGACGAAUGGCCGUCGACGCCCAAGAGUAUGGGCAACUCGCCCAGGAGUCCGCAGAGCACCUCCACUAGCCAUUCUCACGGCAACUCCCAUGCAGGUGGUGUUCGAGAUUCUGUUAUGAAGCGGUUCAGCCUUCUCAAGGGAGUUGGACGAAAGGGCAGCCGUCUUGAGUUUAAGGAUUCCAACGGCAUGGCCGUCCACGAAGAAUAA